GCCAUAAAAACAAGGGAAGGACCUCUCCCCAAACAGUCAUGGCUAAUAUGAGGUGUAUCAUUGAGGGAAAUGGUGUGAAAGCGUUUGGAAAAGCUAUUCAUGGCCUCUCAAGAAUAGGUGAUGAAUUAUGGCUGGAUCCUAUGGUGAAAGGGUUGGCAGUGAGAUCAGUGAAUCCUGCCCAUUCGGCCUAUGGCUGCUUUCUCUUCACGACACUAUUCUUCCAAAACUACAGUAUUGCCCCUGAAUGUGGAACCGCCAAAUGCAAACUGGCCAUGAAGUCAGUGCUUCCACUGUUUCGGUGCUUGGCGACUAUUGAACGUAACGUGUCCAGGUGUGAAAUAUCCAUCAACAGCCCAGAGAAUCGUGUGACAUUCCAGUUUUACUGCAGACAUGGUAUAACUAAAACUCACAUGCUGGGUUUCCAAGAGAGGGAGGCUCUGCAGGCAGUAUAUCCUUAUCACCUCUGCAUCAAUGUCCUGAAGGCACAGGCCAGGCUUAUAGGUGACAUGGUGAUGCACUUCCCCGUGUCCCAGGAGGAGAUUACCCUGUCCAUCACUCCUCUGAGACUUCAUCUCAAAAACUACCAAGAAGAGAAAAUGGGUAAUCGUUUGAAGGCUAUGCACACUGAGAUGUCCUUGCAUCCGAGUGAGUUUGACUACUUCCAGGUUGGAGUGGAUUCGGACAUAACCUUCUGUCUGAAGGAGUUGAGGGGACUGCUGUCCUUCGCCGAAUCCCACGGUCUACCUGUGUCCAUGCACUUUGGUGCGGCGGGGAAGCCAGUGUGCUUCAGUGUGGAUGACUUGGUCCUGGAGGCCAGAGUGGUGUUGGCUACUCUAGUGGACCCAGAGAGCACGACCCCGUCUCAGGCCGAGGCCCCGCCCCCUACCGCUCUCAGGUGUGAAGGUGUUGCCGGUUUCCCCGACGUUCCUCAGGGGCCAGCCGUUGGUUCCCCUCAGGAUUUCCUGGCUGUGGGCGAGCUGAUAGCAUCCAGCCAGGGGAGCCCAGUUCUCAGUGGCAAUGCCCUCAUGAGAAGGCUGAACAGGCCAGGGAACCUGGAGAGACUCCCCACAGCCAGGUCUGACAAGCAGCCUACCACUGUCAUCAGAACACCUGCUUCUGCCAAGAUUCGCUCCUUCCUAUUUGGUGCGUUGUCUACUGAGCAGGGAAAUGUCCAGACCGCCUUGCCUCCUAGUCUGGUGUGUGCCAGUGACACAGAGGAUGAUGGUGAAGAGGGCCAGUGGUAGAUUAUAACCCAGAGUCAGUCAGACCAAAACAUUUUCUGGUUCCAUUUACCACAAGCCACAAUUACAAAGGACAGUCAUUUUGUCUGUUGAUUACUUUAGAUAGUGUAGUGGAACAUAAUUUGUUCCAAAUGUUUCACAAACUAUUACAGAGUAUGCAAUUCUGUUCUGAUGUUAUGAUUACACCACUUUGACAGUUCAUGUUAUUGUACAACAUGACAUUAAAAUGGUAAUGUAUAGAUUCAUUACGAACUGGUACCUCAGGUUUCUAGAGGUUUAAAUGAUACAAUUUUUAAAACCAGUCAAUUAAAUUGAACUGGUUGGUCUUGCAGGUGGAAACAUUGUUUCCUGCUUGGAGAUGCCACACCUAUGUACUGCAGGAAUUUGCAACUAAACACACAGAUGAAUGCCCGUGACUUCUUCAGUCAACUGCGGCUUCCGAGACACGGCAGAGGAUGAGUCAGCGCAGGGUUAUGCUGCCUCCUCUGAAAUGUGCUGUAGCGUAGCCAUGUUCUAGACAUCAACGAUGCUGGCUCAGAAGGGCAUGUUAUUACCGGUACUUUGUAUUUAUAGUGCACCUUCAACCUGUUUAAAGUAUGUUGAAUUGCUAUUUCAUUGUAUGAAAGUGAGUGUCUGUUCAGC
Hypomesus transpacificus is the source of this 1883-nucleotide messenger RNA. RefSeq names its product RAD9 checkpoint clamp component B (gene rad9b). The transcript is spliced from 11 exons. Bases 39 to 1244 code for a protein of 401 amino acids. The record is from RefSeq and is a predicted model, not a curated record. Gene Ontology annotation, biological process: DNA replication checkpoint signaling; mitotic intra-S DNA damage checkpoint signaling; cellular response to ionizing radiation. NCBI's taxonomy places the organism in Eukaryota, Metazoa, Chordata, Actinopteri, Osmeriformes, Osmeridae. Gene Ontology annotation, cellular component: checkpoint clamp complex.